Molecule: messenger RNA, 2137 nt
Organism: Malania oleifera
Lineage: Eukaryota; Viridiplantae; Streptophyta; Magnoliopsida; Santalales; Ximeniaceae
Product: probable serine/threonine-protein kinase PBL23
Exons: 5
Coding region: 1-1152 (383 amino acids)
Biological process (GO): protein phosphorylation
Molecular function (GO): protein kinase activity; ATP binding
Source: RefSeq, a predicted model, not a curated record
AUGAGGUGCUUCACAUGCUGCAGGGCUAGGGUAGCCAAUGGCGAUUCUUUGAAGAAGAACAAUAAGAAGAAUAAUAGUAGGAGCUUCAAAGACAAUAAAGAGAAUACAUUAGUCACAUUCAUCAAAAGUAUCUCAGCAAAAUCAGGUAGCAUCCAGCAGAGGAACCUAGCAGGAGAGGUACUAAAACUUGGAAAUGCAAGAAUUACUGCUGAGGUUUUUACAUUCGGCGAAUUGGCUACAGCAACUAACAACUUCAGUGCUGAGUCUCUAGUAGGUGAGGGCGGAUUUGGGAGGGUUUACAAAGGACACAUUAAGAGCAUAGAUAAGGUUGUCGCCGUGAAGAGGCUCGAGAGGAAAGGGUUGCAAGGAAACAGAGAAUUCCUUGUGGAAGUUUUGAUGUUAAAUCUGGUUCAACACCCAAACCUUGUCAAUUUGAUUGGCUAUUGUGCUGAUGGAGAUCAGAGAAUAUUAGUAUAUGAAUACAUGCCCAAUGGAUCUCUGGAAGACCACUUUCUAGAUUCACAAGCCAGACGUAAGCCUCUACAUUGGAAUGCUAGGAUAAAAAUAGCUGCGGGAGCAGCCAAAGGGCUUGAAUACUUGCAUGAAACUGCAGACCCUCCAAUCAUCUUCAGAGACUUCAAGGCUUCAAAUGUAUUGUUGGAUGAAGAUUAUAAUCCUAAGCUGUCCGAUUUUGGACUCGCUAAGCUAGCCCCGGCUGGAGGCAAGGCAGUUGUGUCCACAAGGGUGAUGGGGACCUAUGGCUAUUGCGCACCAGAGUAUGCAUCAUCAGGUCAGCUGACCACAAAGUCCGAUGUUUACAGUUUUGGUGUUGUGUUCCUCGAAAUGAUCACAGGAAGGAGAGUCAUCGACAAUACGAGACCCUCUGAAGAACAGAACCUCAUUGAAUGGGCAGAGCCUCUGCUGAAGGACAGAAAGAACUUUAAGUCAAUGGCUGAUCCACUGCUUGAAGGCAAGUACCCAUUGAAGGGUCUCUACCAAGCUCUUGCAGUUGCAGCCAUGUGCCUGCAAGAGGAAGCUAGCACCCGACCAUUGAUAAGCGAUGUCGUAACAGCCCUCGAGUAUUUAGCAACAGUCGAAACACAAGAAGAAACAGAUGCAGAAUCCAAACAUGCUGCAGAAGCAGAAUCAUAAAAGAAAUGGCCGAGGAUGAGUUGGACACAGAGAGGGGGAGAGGAGAGUUCUUGCCUUCUUGGAGCUAAGGAAGGAAGGAGAAGGCAUUGCAGCAUACCUUACCCGCAUUGUGAGACCAAAUUAAAGAACAUGAAGCUGCUGCAUAAUAUGAAACUCACCUCCCCACUCCCAUCUCAUAAGACGGUGGAAAAAAAAAAAAGGAAAAAUAAGAAGGAAAAAAUGCCCUGCCAAUGCAAUUAAUUUUGUAUGUGACCUUUUAUUAGGUAGGGGAGGAUGGAAAUCAUAGCUUUUUUUUGCUGCAUGUCUCUGUUUGUGAAUGCCAAUGCCUGGUAGUUUAACACAAGAUUGCAGCCUAAGAAGUCAAAAAUCAAACACUUAGAUCUAAAAGUUGCACUGCCUAACUAGUUUAGAACAUAAAGGCAUAACUUGGUAGUGAUGACAUGAAUUUCGGAUUUUAGAUUUAGAUUUGGAUGGGUUAGAAAAUUUUUAAUAAAAUUUUAUAUUAUAUCUUAUUUAAAUUCAAUAUAACUUCAAACCCAAUAUCUCUCCAAACAUGGAGUAAAAGAUUUGAAAAAAAAUUUUAGGUAUAAAAUAGAUUUCGCUCUAAAAUAGAAUUUUAUUGGAUAAUGUUUGGAAUUAUAGACUUUAACUAUUAGAUUUGAAUUUGUGUAAAUUUAAAGAAAUUCAAUAUAAUUUAAUACUCCUUGUUAUUGAAAUUUAUACAAAUUUAAAUCUAAGGCAUAAAAUAUAAAUUUCAAAUACAAAAUUAAAAAAUGAUGAAAAAAUAAAUUAAUGUGUUUAAAUCUAUAGAACUAGUAAAAUAAUUGAAUUAUAAUUCACACAAAUUCUACAUUAGCAUAUUCAACACACAAAAUCGAAGUAGGUUAAAUCUUAUUAAAGAUGGAGAAUCCAAUUUUAUUUUGGGAAAAUUGGGCCAUUUUAAUCAUUUUAUUUCCAAAAUUCAUACACAAGCUUUAAGAGAUUU